UGAUCAGACGGCCAUAUUUAAGUGUAUUUUGAUCGUCAUCAAAUGAGCUGGAAUUCUGUUAUUUUUAUCACUGUAACUUUGCGGUAAACGAAGGAAAGAUGAGUUCUAAACCUGUGCGAAGAGAGCCUGUUAAUGUUUGUGUUGUUUGUUGUGAGGACAUCGAGUUUUUCGCCGUUGGAGUGUGUGACCAUCCUGUUUGCCACAAGUGUUGUGUUCGAAUGCGUGUACUUGGGAAGGAAAUUUAUUGCCCUGUUUGCCGAACAGAACUGCAGCAGGUAUUCAUAACCAAAGAUAGCAUCAGUUAUAGAAAACUUGCUGCUAGAAGGGGUUCCUCUGUGAUCGAUAAACGACACAGUAUUCAUUACCAACAAAAGGGUAUCCAAGAUAAAGUGAAGGAACUCCUUGAACAUCGCUGUCAGUUCUGCCCAAGCCGCCAGCCAGAGAGAUCAUUUGAUCGUCUCCGUGAUCACAUGAAGCGGGAACAUGAAAAGUUCUAUUGUGAUCUUUGUGUGGCUAAUUUGCAAAAGUUCAGCUUUGAACUAAAAGCCUACACUCGUUCUGAGCUGGCACGACACCGUAGAGUUGGUGACUCUGAUGACAAAUCCCACAAAGGACACCCUCUUUGUAAAUUUUGUGAUCAGCGUUAUCUGGACAAUGAUGAGCUUCACAAGCACCUGCGCAAAGAUCAUUUCUGGUGUCACUUCUGUGAACGGGAUGGAAGUCAGGACUACUACCCCAAUUAUGAACAUCUGCGAAAGCACUUUCGUGAUUUUCACUUUCUCUGUGAAGAAGAUGAUUGUAUUCAUGAGCAAUUUACUUCUGUCUUUCGAACAAAGGUUGAUUUUCAAGCACAUCGGGCUGCAAAACACUCUGGAAAGUUGAGUAAAGCACAGGCUCGUCAGGCUCGUCAGUUAGAUGUUGAUAUAACUUUUGCUCCUCGGCCAAGGCCUCAGACAAAUCAUGGUUCAAUUGCUGGCAGAGAUUUUGUGGAAGUAAGAAGUUCAGAACAAAGAAAGGAAAAGAGAGAAAAAGGGGGAAAAAGAGGAAACUUUUCAGGGCCAAACAGGAAAGAAGCUUUGGAGUUACAGACUGCCAUGGCCCUUUCUUUGAGUGAAUCUGCAAGGGACCCUUCACAGCUUCCCUCACCCUCAUCUAAGCCACAAGAACCUAAGAAGCACAAGCCAGAGGAAAAGGGAGCAGUUGGAGGGCUACCUGACAAUGAAACAGAAGCAUUAGCUCAAUUUCCAGCUUCGCUAGGUUCUCUAGAGGUUACAAAUGUUGAUGAAGGGUUCAAGAAAGGUAGCAAACCCAGUAAACCAACUACAUAUGCUUCUGCUUCUACUCAACCAUACUCUGUUGAUGACUUCCCCUCUCUGUCUACAUCUGGUGAAAGAUUUGAACCAUCACCCACCGUACCUCCAGGAUUUGCUUCACCAGCUCGUCAGCCUCCCCCUUUAGCUGUAACACAGCAGACUUCUCGUGCUAAGCCCCCUCCUGGUUUUCAGACACUCUUUGAGCCAACCUCUAAGGAGAAGGUUAAAGAAAACGUUGCACCUUUACAAGAACCAACAAUCACUAAAACAGAGGUCAAAGCAAACAGUAGUGUGCAAGAGAGAAAUCAAGCUUUAGUGGAUAAAAUUAGAGGUUUAUUAGGAUAUAAGUCCAAAUUUGAAGAGUUUAAGGAAUUAUCUGGAAAGUUUCGUAAAAGUUUUUGUUCAGCAGAAGAGUAUUAUGCUCAGUGUUGUGAAUUAUUUGAGUCAAACUUUUCCCAAGUUUUUACAGAACUGGUAGAUUUAUUGCCUGAUCCUGAUAAACGAAAAGAACUGUUAGCUGCCCAUCAAGAUGCUAAAAUUAUGGAAAAGCAUCAAGGGCAUAAAAAUAAAGCUGGAAUGGUGAACAAAAAGCCACAAAUGUCUGGGGUGUGGCAAACUGGUGCCACUGCGUGGAAUGUGGAGACAAACAUUGGUGGUAUAUCUGAAAGAGAUUUUCCAGCAUUGCCUGCAGCAUCUAAACCAUCUUAUCAGCAAAGAUAUAAAGCACCAAAAAAUGCCACUAUGCUCAAAGAAGCAUGGAUUCGAGGAAAAUAAGUUCCUUUUCUACAAAAUCGUGCCUAGUUUUAUCGUCUUUUAAGGGUGAUUUGCAGUUUAUCUUCUGUCUUUUCCUAUUUUGAGGACAUUCGACCUUACAGUCGUAUUGUGUUACAUCAUUAAUAAAAUUGUUUGAGUUUUAAAAAAGUUAUAGUUUUAUAGAUACAUGUAUAGUACAUAAACACUAUUAGUGGUUGGUACCUUAGGGCUCUACCAUUAAAGUAUUAAAAGUUUCAAUUUUUGUUU
Stylophora pistillata is the source of this 2333-nucleotide messenger RNA. Its product is annotated as E3 ubiquitin-protein ligase ZNF598. The record is from RefSeq and is a predicted model, not a curated record. Gene Ontology annotation, biological process: protein ubiquitination; rescue of stalled cytosolic ribosome. Lineage: Eukaryota; Metazoa; Cnidaria; Anthozoa; Scleractinia; Pocilloporidae. Gene Ontology annotation, molecular function: ribosome binding; ubiquitin protein ligase activity.